UACCCAAUUCCAAGCAGUAAAACAAGCACAAUUUUCGAAAAGGAAAAAAAAGUAAAGAGAACGAACGGAGAAAAAAGAAGAAAACAAAAAUCACGAGAAAAUCAUACGUGCUUCGGUGGUCUAAUGGAAUAAAAAAACAGCAAAAAAUAAUCAAGAAGAAGAAGCAAAAAAAUACUUUCCUUUGCAAGUCAAAUAAAACAACAAGGGAAUGUAGAGUGACAGGGGAGAUAUGUUGAAAUGCGUACAUUGAACAGAACGAUACAUAUCCAGUGAGAAGCACCGAUACACACGGACACACACACACACACAACUGAGCUGCAAAAAGAAAACGUCGAUCAAUACAUAUCAGUUUCUUAUGAAUUACCACUGGAACGAAACACAACAGUAACAACAACAAAAAUACUAACAGCAACAACAACAAAAACAAAUAAACAAACAAAUCGUUGAUAUCCAUAUUUUUGAAAUCUAGUCAUAACAUUUAGAAUCCUAGUCUUUUAUUCAAAAUAAUCAGUCUCAAAACCAACAAAAAAAAGAAGAAGAAGAAGAAGAAGAAGAGUAGAAACAAAAAACCAAAGCAACAACAAAACUCAAAAGAAAUCGUAGUCAUGAUAUCACGACUGGUGCCGUUAUUUUCGUUUACAUUUUGUGUAACACAAUUAUUUACACCUGCACAUGGAAUUAUCGAUCGACUGGUCGUACAAACGAGCUCUGGACCGAUUCGCGGUCGUUCAGUGAAAGUGGAAGGUCAUGAGGUACAUGUUUUUACCGGCGUUCCGUUUGCUAAGCCACCAAUUGAUGGACUACGAUUUAAAAAGCCUGUUCCGGCUGAACCGUGGCACGGUGUAUUAGAUGCAAGCCGACUUCCACCAACGUGUGUUCAGGAAAGGUACGAAUAUUUUCCAGGAUUUCAAGGCGAAGAGAUGUGGAAUCCGAAUACAAAUAUUUCUGAAGACUGCUUAUAUCUGAAUCUUUGGGUGCCAGUCAAACCGAAACUUCGACAUGGGAGAAAUGCAAAUGGAGCUUCUGGCCAUAAUGGUGAGCACGAGCAUACUACACAUGGAAACGAUGAAACACAAACAAAACCAAACGGUUUAGCGAUGUUGGUAUGGAUUUAUGGCGGUGGCUUUAUGAGCGGUUCAUCCACACUCGACAUUUAUAAUGCUGAAAUACUUGCGGCCGUUGGCAAUGUCAUCGUUGCAUCCAUGCAAUACCGAAUCGGUUCAUUUGGAUUCUUGUAUUUGGCACCAUUGUUGCCUGGGCGAGAAGAAGAAGUACCAGGCAAUGUUGGAAUGUGGGAUCAGGCGUUGGCGAUUCAUUGGUUGAAAGAUAAUGCAAGAGCGUUCGGCGGAGAUCCGGAUUUGAUUACAUUAUUUGGCGAAUCAGCUGGUGGUAGUGCAGUUAAUCUGCAUCUUCUAUCGCCGGUCACAAGGGGACUUGCUCAUCGCGGUAUUAUCCAAUCUGGUACACUGAAUGCCCCUUGGAGUCACAUGGAGUCUCAAAGAGCCGUCGAAAUCGGUCUCGCUCUUAUCGAUGAUUGUAACUGUAAUUCGACAAUGCUGAAAGAACAGCCAACAGUUGUGCUUGAUUGCAUGCGAAAGGUGGAUGCAAAAACGAUAUCUGUGCAACAAUGGAAUUCGUAUUCAGGUAUUUUGGGCUUUCCAUCAGCACCAACUGUAGACGGUGUAUUUAUGCCAGCCGACCCAAUGACCAUGUUAGAAGAGGCUGACUUAAGCGGCAUCGAUAUAUUGGUUGGAAGCAACAAAGACGAAGGCACAUACUUUCUGCUGUACGAUUUCAUCGACUACUUUGAAAAAGAUGCGCCAACAUCGUUGCCGCGGGCCAAAUUCCUCGAAAUCAUGAACACAAUAUUCAACAAACAUUCGGAGCCUGAGCGAGAAACCAUCAUUUUUCAGUACACCAAUUGGGAGAAUAUAAAUGAUGGCUUUCAAAACCAAUAUCAAGUGGGUCAAGCGGUCGGCGACCAUUUUUUCAUAUGCCCAACCAACGAGUAUGCGGCCGGUAUGACUGCACGGGGAGCAUCUGUCCUUUACUACUACUUUACACAUCGCACCAGCACAUCACUCUGGGGAGAAUGGAUGGGCGUUUUACACGCUGAUGAAAUUGAAUACAUAUUUGGACAGCCACUAAACAAUUCACUGCAGUAUAGAGAUCGAGAGCGUGAACUUAGCCGUCGAAUGGUGCAAGCUGUUAGCGAAUUUGCUCGAACUGGCAAUCCAGCGUUGGAGGAUGAAGAAUGGCCUGAGUAUAGCAAGGAAAAUCCAAUUUAUCGAAUUUUCAAUGCCGAAGGUGAUGGAAAGCAUCAAAAGGAACAUUUCGGCAAAGGACCAAUGGCCUCAGCCUGUGCAUUUUGGAAUACAUACUUACCACGACUUAAGACAUGGACAGAUGCAAAUAAUUUGCCAUGUUCGGAUUCAGUUCAAAGUAACAAAGCAGCAACGCCUACAGAACUUAGUUUAUCUAUUGGCCUUAGCGUGAUUUUAAUGAAAUUAAUUCAAAAUCAUCUCACAGGGAUAUAAAGAGGGUGACAACGCCAACAAAUUUCGAUGAUGAAUAACAAAACAAUGCAAAGCAAAGAAAUUCAACUUUGAAUUUUUUUCUAUUGGACAACGUUCAAUAAAAUGAUUCAGUGAAAUUGGAUUGAAGAGAAAAAAACCAAAAACCGAAAAGUUAAGAAAAAACAAAACCAAAAA
Molecule: messenger RNA, 2711 nt
Organism: Sitodiplosis mosellana (orange wheat blossom midge)
Lineage: Eukaryota; Metazoa; Arthropoda; Insecta; Diptera; Cecidomyiidae
Product: acetylcholinesterase
Exons: 12
Coding region: 606-2537 (643 amino acids)
Biological process (GO): acetylcholine catabolic process in synaptic cleft; choline metabolic process
Cellular component (GO): plasma membrane
Molecular function (GO): acetylcholinesterase activity
Source: RefSeq, a predicted model, not a curated record